GGCUGUCAUUCAUCUGCCGCCAGCCCCGCCCCUCGCGGUUGCAGCCGGCGCGGAGCCGGGACGCACCGGCCACCGACCAGCACGAGCCAUGGCUUCUGUCCCUGCGGAGGCCGAGACCCGCCAGAGGCUGCUGCGCACCGUGAAGAAGGAGGUGAAGCAGAUCAUGGAGGAGGCCGUUACCCGAAAGUUUGUCCACGAGGACAGCAGCCACAUCAUCUCCUUCUGUGCGGCAGUGGAGGCCUGCGUGCUGCACGGGCUGAGGCGGAGGGCUGCCGGCUUCCUGCGGAGCAACAAGAUCGCGGCGCUCUUCAUGAAGGUGGGCAAAGGCUUCCCUCCAGCCGAGGAGCUGAGCCGCAAGGUGCAGGAUCUGGAGCAACUCAUCGAGAGCGCGCGAAACCAGAUCCAGGGCCUGCAGGAGAAUGUGCGGAAGCUGCCGAAGCUGCCCAACCUGUCUCCGCUGGCCAUCAAGCACCUGUGGAUCCGCACCGCCCUGUUUGAGAGGGUCCUGGACAAAAUAGUCCACUAUCUGGUGGAGAACAGCAGUAAAUACUAUGAGAAGGAGGCUCUCCUGAUGGACCCUGUGGACGGCCCCAUCCUUGCCUCUUUGUUGGUGGGGCCCUGUGCCCUGGAGUAUACCAAGAUGAAGACGGCUGACCACUUCUGGACCGACCCCUCGGCCGAUGAACUGGUCCAGAGACACCGAAUCCACAGCUCACACCUGAGACAGGACUCGCCCACCAAGCGGCCGGCACUCUGCAUCCAGAAGAGGCAUUCCAGUGGCAGCAUGGACGACCGACCAUCCAUCUCCGCCCGGGACUACGUAGAGUCCCUGCAUCAGAACUCUAGGGCCACCCUGCUCUACGGCAAGAACAAUGUCCUGGUUCAGCCAAGGGAUGAUAUGGAGGCUGUGCCCGGGUACCUGUCUCUGCACCAGACAGCUGAUGUCAUGACUUUGAAGUGGACACCCAACCAGCUGAUGAACGGGUCUGUUGGAGACCUGGACUACGAGAAGAGCGUCUACUGGGACUACGCUGUGACGAUCCGCUUAGAGGAAAUUGUUUACCUGCACUGUCACCAGCAAGUGGACAGUGGUGGGACUGUCGUGCUGGUGAGCCAGGACGUCCAGAGGCCGCCCUUCCGCUUCCCCAAGGGUGGGCACCUGUUACAAUUCCUCUCCUGCCUGGAGAAUGGGCUGCUUCCGCACGGGCAGCUGGACCCACCGCUUUGGUCACAGCGAGGAAAGGGGAAGGUAUUUCCUAAGCUGCGCAAGCGGAGCCCACAAGGAUCCUCGGAGUCCACCUCUUCAGACAAAGAGGACGACGAAGCCACCGAUUACGUGUUCCGCAUCAUCUACCCCGGCAUGCAGUCUGAAUUCGUUGCCCUUGACCUCUUGGGCAGCCCUCGACCCGUGUCCGCUGGCCCUGCCUGGAUGAUGCUUGCUGCUGGCCAGUCCGUUCUGGUGGUGGCCAGGGGGAUCCAUUGGGCACAAACCAGAGGGUACCUCACCGUCCCCACUCGGAGUGUGAAGGAGCAGCCCCCCAUGCCCCAGGACCUGAUGGAUGUCUCCGUGAACAACCUUCCAUCCCUAUGGCAACCCAGUCCUCGGAAGUCCUCCUGCUCCUCCUGUUCACAGAGCGCCUCAGCCGAGGGCGGCUCGACCAAUGGCUGCAACCACGAGAGGGCUCCACUGAAACUGCUCUGUGAUAACAUGAAGUACCAGAUCCUCUCCAGAGCCUUCUAUGGAUGGCUCGCGUACUGUAGACACCUGUCCACCGUGAGGACCCACCUGUCAGCCCUGGUCAAUCACAUGAUCGUGUCUCCAGACCUGCCCUGUGAUGCUGGGCAAGGGUUGACGGCCAGCAUCUGGGAGCAGUACAUCCGGGACAGCACGACUUACCCGGAGCAGGAGCUGCUGCGGCUCAUCUACUUCGGGGGUGUCCAGCCCGAGAUCCGCAGGGCAGUCUGGCCCUUCCUCCUCGGUCACUACCAGUUCGGGAUGACGGAGAUGGAGAGGAAGGAGGUGGAUGAGCAGAUCCACGCCUGCUACGCACAAACCAUGUCGGAGUGGCUGGGCUGCGAGGCGAUUGUGAGACAGAGAGAGCGGGAGUCCCACGCUGCUGCCCUGGCCAAGUGCUCCUCAGGGGCUAGCCUGGACAGUCACCUUCACCGGAUGCUGCACCGGGACUCCACCAUCAGCAACGAGUCCUCCCAAAGCUGCAGCUCAGGCCGCCAGAACCUCCGACUGCAGAGCGACUCCAGCAGCAGCACCCAGGUAUUUGAGUCUGUGGAUGAGGUGGAGCAGACGGAGGUGGAAGGCAGGUCGGAGGAGAAACAACCCAAAGUCCCCAAUGGGAACCCGGCAAAUGGCACUUGCUCCCCAGACUCUGGACACCCUUCUUCCCACAACUUCUCCUCCGGCCUCUCCGAGCACUCGGAGCCCAGUCUCAGCACCGAAGACAGUGUUCUGGAUGCCCAGCGCAGCCUCCCCGCUGCGUUCCGACCUGGGGACAGCAGUGUGGAAGACGGCCAGAGCAGCGAAGCCACCACGUCCCGGGACGAGGCCCCUCGGGAGGAGCUGGCUGUGCAAGACAGUCUCGAGAGUGACCUCCUCGCCAACGAGAGCAUGGAGGAGUUCAUGUCCAUCCCGGGCAGCCUGGACGUGGCCCUGCCUGAGAAGGACGGGGCCAUGGCCACGGAGGGCUGGCCCAGCGAGACGGACAAGCACGGCCGCGCUGACAGCGAGGACAACCUCUCUGAGGAGCCUGAGAUGGAGAGCCUCUUCCCGGCCCUGGCUUCUCUGGCUGUGACCUCCUCUGCCAACAACGAGGCGUCACCCGUGUCUUCCAGUGGUGUCACCUACUCUCCGGAGCUACUGGACCUGUACACGGUGAACCUGCACCGCAUUGAGAAAGACGUGCAGAGGUGUGACCGCAGCUACUGGUACUUCACAGCCACCAACCUGGAGAAGCUGAGGAACAUCAUGUGCAGCUACAUCUGGCAGCACAUUGAGAUUGGCUAUGUCCAGGGCAUGUGUGACCUUCUGGCCCCGCUGCUGGUCAUCCUGGAUGAUGAGGCCCUGGCCUUCAGCUGCUUCACGGAGCUCAUGAAGAGGAUGAACCAAAACUUCCCCCAUGGAGGCGCCAUGGACACGCACUUUGCCAACAUGAGGUCCCUGAUCCAGAUCCUGGACUCGGAGCUCUUCGAGCUGAUGCAUCAGAACGGGGACUACACCCACUUCUAUUUCUGCUACCGUUGGUUCCUGCUGGAUUUCAAACGAGAGCUGGUCUAUGACGACGUUUUCUCCGUGUGGGAGACUAUCUGGGCAGCUAAGCACGUGUCCUCUGCCCACUAUGUGCUGUUCAUCGCGCUGGCCCUGGUGGAGGUCUACCGAGACAUCAUCCUGGAGAACAACAUGGACUUCACAGACAUCAUCAAGUUCUUCAACGAAAUGGCUGAGCGGCACAAUGCGAAGCAGAUCCUGCAGCUGGCGCGGGACCUGGUGCACAAAGUGCAGAUUCUGAUCGAGAACAAGUGAGGGGCCGCAGCGGCAGGCAUCCCUGCUGUCCACCCCUUCCCCUCCUGCAGCCCGGCACGAGGUCCUGCGUCUGUUGGACCAGUGCGGACUUCUGUACAGAGAGCCAGACUCUUGACCUGGGCCGUUGGGCGGUGGGGUAGAGAAGAGCCCGGCUCAGCCUUACGUUUUCCUGUUUGACCAAAGAUUGCCCAAGACUGGGAUUUCCCCCCUCUUGGGAGUUGGGGUUGUGGGUAAGUGGAGGUGGCCUCCGGGCCUGUUGUUCCUCUUCUGUCCCCUGUUCCUCCCUCAUCUGUACAGGAGGCCUCUGGGGCUUCCUCUGUACCUGGCAAGGAAGGGCCUCUGAAGAUGUUCCCGAACAUUCCUGCCAGGCUGGCUUGGAGCAGGGUCUCCCUUAGGCAUUUCUCACAUUUGAAGUCCCCGAUGUCUUUGAGCAUCAUCCCUGACUUCGAACCACCGGAUGUCACCCGUACCGUCUCCCAAGGUGACCCAAAUGUCCCUGCACAGCAGAUGUGCCCCACCAGAGAACCACUGGCUUGGGGGAGGGGCUACCAGCUGUUCUCUUCAUGCUGAGGUCUGUUCCAUGGCCCUGUCAGAAGCACACGGCUUCCUACAGCCCUGCUGGAGUCAGAUCUCACACUCUGUGUUUUCUGACUUUUCUCUGCCCACUGCCAGGAGACUCUUUUUUUUAGGAAGGCAUCCUGUGAGUGCCCUGGGGAUCCAAGCAGUGUUUGUAGGCGGGAGGUAGGAACUCCUGAGAACCCGACCCUUCCUACCCUCCCCUAAGGGAGACCUCACAGCCAUCACCUGUGGGCCUGGGCUCAGAAGCCUGCAGAUGUGUGUGUUUGUGGAAGUCUGCAGAUGUGUGUGUUUGUGGAAGCCCUGCUCAGGUACACUAGUCUUCUCUAAGCACUUUGUUCUCUCGGGACAGAGGAGGGAUGAGCCGGGGGUUGGCCCGUGGCGGGAUUGGUCUGUGUUCCAUGAUGGUGAGCUGGGACCAGGGUUGGGGCUGAGAAUGGUUCCUCUACACCUUCAUACCAAGACCCACUGAUCCACACACCGACCCCGAAUGAGCUUUUGGACCUGCCCACUGUCCCUCAGUAGAGCGGUCUGGGGGUGCAGCAGAAAUCAAGAGUCAUAACAGAAUCUCAUCCCCAGGACCUACAUACAUCCUCUGGGGCAAUCAAGGAAUAGCAAGUAGGAAUUCAUAGAGAGGAGACAUGAGUUGUUUGAAACAUCCCCAGGGGGUGCCUUGAACCCCAACUCUGCAGGCUUGUGAUGUCCUCUCUCGUCAGCCCUCCUGAGUUAAAACCUUUGCCCUCCACCCAGCGGGUAGGGUGGACAGAGAGAGAGUCCUGAAUGGAUCUCCAUGGACAGCCCCACGUGUGCCCAGGGCAGCAGGAAGGGAGGCCACCCGGUGACCACAGUCGCCUCCCAGCCAGAUCCCCGCCCCGGCUUCCCACGAUGGGAGGAGAAAGGGUCGUCCGAUAAACGUUGGUUUUGCCACGGGGCCUCUGGCACAAGGGGGUGGUAUUUUAGCACAGCCGGGUCCGGACCUCCUGACCCUGAUUUAUUUUUGUAACUGGCCAGUGUGGAGUAGAGCACAAGAUCUCCCUCCGACCCGCGUCGUGCCUCCCGAGCGCGUGUGCUUGUGGUUCUGAGUGCCUCGUAUUUAUUCCACUUACCAGCUGAUGUCUGUGUGUUGUGUUUUCUCCUGUCCUGGCGCUGGGCCUCGGGGGAGUGUCCCCCCUGCCCAGGGAGUUCUCUGCUUAGUGUUGCCCAAGUGUCUUGUAAGUGUUUUCUGAAGAGGUGGCUCUAUUCAGAGCAAAUAUAGCCGAGUGGAAAAACCUAA
Peromyscus leucopus (white-footed mouse) is the source of this 5384-nucleotide messenger RNA. It is a transcript of the gene Sgsm1, whose product is annotated as small G protein signaling modulator 1. The record is from RefSeq and is a predicted model, not a curated record. Lineage: Eukaryota; Metazoa; Chordata; Mammalia; Rodentia; Cricetidae. Gene Ontology annotation, biological process: activation of GTPase activity. Gene Ontology annotation, molecular function: GTPase activator activity.